CUAUGGAGCGGGCGAUGGACUUCCAAUCCUGGCUAGGCUCUGGGGAGCCGCGCCAGGGUAGAAAUCUUGGGCUGAUGUGCCAGGGUCCACACCCGCCUUAAGAGGGGCGUUGCUGGAGGCUGCUCUUGAAAAGUCUUCCUCCUCUCUCGCCACGAAUACUCUUCCAGCGACGCCACCCAUAUAUAUCGUCACUUCCAUUACGAGACCAUGGCAACAGAUAAGGAUGACGAGCACUUGCUCCCCGCCCAACCGCACACUCAGGCUCAGGCACCGAUACGGACCCGGACGGGCAAGGAUUGGAAAGAUUACAUGUCGCCAUCCAAGAGAUCUCCGUCGCCCAGCGACUUGGAGGAUGGAGGGAGGCUACCGGGAGAUGUGGAUACUCCAAAGGGCCCUCCUCCGCCUCCACCAGCCCCUCCGCAAUGCCCCAGGGAAAAGCCGGUAACGUGGCUUUCCCUGCCUCGAAAGACACAACUUAUCGUUCUGACCCUCUGCCGUUUCUCCGAGCCGCUCACGCAAACCUCUGUGGCAUCCUAUCUCUAUUACUACCUAUCCUCAUUCCACCCUCCGGAUAAGCCUCCCCCCAGCGCAGAGACGAUAUCCCGUCAGGCCGGAAUAAUAGCCUCCUCUUUCGCCCUCGCGCAGUGCCUCACUGGUAUGUUGUGGGGCCGCUUAUCGGACAGGAUAGGGCGAAAGCCCUGCAUCCUCUUCGGCCUCGCGGGGACCGCAAUAUCGAUAAUUGGGUUCGGCUUUUCCGAAAAUCUCGCUAUGGCGCUAACCUUCCGCGUCCUGGGCGGUUGCCUGAAUGGAAACGUGGGAGUGCUGCGGACCAUGGUCGCGGAAGUCGUCGUCGAGAAAAAGUACCACAGUAGGGCCUUCUUGAUUAUGCCCAUGUGCUUUAAUGUUGGCAUCAUUGUUGGCCCGGCUAUUGGCGGGAUACUGGCUGACCCUGCUAGCACUUAUCCCGGGCUGUUCGGCGGGGUUGAGUGGAUGCGUCGGUGGCGAUAUGCCUUGCCCAAUCUCAUCAGCGCGGUGUUUUUGUGCACAAGUAUGUUAUUGGGAUUCCUCUUUCUGGAAGAGACGCUCGAGUCCAAGAGAUAUAGGAAUAGAACGGAUAUUGGGUUGAAAAUUGGACGGGGAAUUACCUCUUUUGCGAAACGUUUGUACGGCGCAGUCCCUCGCAGAGGGGAUUCCUCCGGAGUAGGUGGACUCGGGGAGUACCAACUCGUGACGAGCCUGGACCGUGAUGAUGAUGGUGAUGAUGAUGGCGAUGGUGGUGGUAGUGACGAUGACACCACCGUGGUGGGUUCGGCAACCCCUCCAUCUUCCUCCUCCGCCUCUAUUCGGUCCAUACCUGUCAGGCCGAAGAAGCCUCCCACACGCCCGGCUCUCCGGGAAAUCUUCACCAGGAACAUCGUCUUCACGCUAAUCGCCUUUGCAACUCUCCCCCUACACAGCGAAACAUUCAUGCACCUCUGGGGAAUAUUCCUCUCAACACCUCGCUCCCUCACACCCCACCCCUCAUCCCUGUUCACGUUUACAGGAGGGCUUGGCCUCCCAGCAAACCAAGUCGGUAUGGCAAUGUCCUACCUCGGCGCUAUCGGAAUCCUAAUGCAACUACUCCUCUACCCCCCACUCCAGGCGAAACUGGGCCUACUGCGCAGCUUCCGGGUCUCCUACAUGAUUUUCCCGAUAGUAUACUUCCUCACACCAUUCCUUGCCCGCGUGCCCUCUACGUCCCCACCCGAGCAGGCGGCAAGUGGAUGGCUUGUCUGGGCUUCCAUUGCCGUUGUCCUGCUAUUGCAAGUCACCGCGCGCACGUUCGCAUUUCCGGGUAGCGUGAUACUACUGACCAAUUCUGUCGAGAAAAGGAGUAUUCUGGGAACGGUACAUGGGGUUGGGAGUUCCCUGGCGAGCGGAUCCCGGGCUGCUGGUCCGGCCACGGGCGGGGCGUUGUACGCUGCUGGGUUGGAGAGUGGUGUCGUCGGGUGCGUGUUUUGGGUCAUGGCGGGGACCGCCACGCUCGGGGCUGGGUGGGCUUGGUUCUUGAAGGAGGGGAGGGGGUUGAUUGACGAUGAGUCUGAGGAGGAGGAAGCAGUGGCUUGA
Molecule: messenger RNA, 2106 nt
Organism: Tuber aestivum (summer truffle)
Lineage: Eukaryota; Fungi; Ascomycota; Pezizomycetes; Pezizales; Tuberaceae
Source: the annotation of a GenBank genome assembly